This is a messenger RNA of Corylus avellana, 495 nucleotides long. RefSeq lists its product as uncharacterized. The record is from RefSeq and is a predicted model, not a curated record. NCBI's taxonomy places the organism in Eukaryota, Viridiplantae, Streptophyta, Magnoliopsida, Fagales, Betulaceae.
AUGGCUUCUCCAAUGCCUGAAAGCUUGGCAUGCAACACUGGUGAUGCUGACUUCCAAGGGAUUGAAGUUUCAGAAAUUGAUGGUGCCAUGCUCAUGUCCUUUUUGGAAGAAUCACAAGGUGAGGAGCGCGACGAGGACGGAUUAAAUAACAUCAUUCGGUCCCUGGAAGCGGAGAUCAAUUCCGAUACAAUGGAAGGUUGCAAUUUAACUCUAGACCCUGAGUUCAUCGGCGACGUAGAAGAUGGUCGGUUGAGACGACACAUGGACGGUCAUGAUUGCGCGGUGCCACAUGAUCAGCUUGGUUUUGGAUGGGUUGAUAUGGAGCCUCAGCCAGUGCCUUGGUACAUGGAACCUUGUGAAAUUGAGAUGGAUGGUGUGAUUGAAUUUGGUGGUCUUAGUGAUUAUUCUCACAUGAAUUAUGGUAUUGCCUUAGAUCAAGAGCAAGGGUACAGAUCUUUGUGGCAGGAAACAUAUGACACAAUUAUGUAUGAUUAG